GAAGAUAGACCAGUUCAAGCUAGGUGCUGGAGUCAUGCCUGCAAGUUUUAAAGUACUUCACGAUCCUGUUAGGAACUAUGAGACUAUAACUGCAGAUUUUGGCGAAAGUGCUAUCGGUAGAGUUGCUCCUGUGGAUUCAGGCUUCUGGUGGAUUAUACUACUUCGUGCAUACACAAAGUCUACAGGGGAUACUUCUUUGGCUGAGAUGCCUGAAUGCCAAAGGGGUAUAAGGCUGAUUCUUGAAUUAUGUCUUUCAGAAGGUUUUGAUACAUUCCCAACGCUGCUGUGUGCUGAUGGAUGCUCUAUGAUUGAUCGCAGAAUGGGUGUCUAUGGUUAUCCUAUUGAAAUACAAGCGCUUUUCUUUAUGGCCUUAAGAUGUGCCUUGCUUCUCCUUAAACCCGACGAAGAAGGCAGAGAGUGUUGUGAUGCAAUAAUCAAACGCCUUCAUGCUUUAAGCUUUCACAUGAGAAGUUACUUUUGGCUGGACAUAAAACAGCUGAAUGAUAUAUACCGUUACAAAACUGAAGAGUACUCUCACACUGCGGUAAACAAGUUUAAUGUGAUGCCAGAUUCCCUCCCAGACUGGGUUUUUGAUUUCAUGCCAAGUCGUGGUGGUUACUUCAUUGGAAAUGUUAGUCCUGCUCACAUGGACUUCCGUUGGUUUUGUUUGGGCAACUGUAUUGCAAUUUUGUCAUCUUUGGCUACACCUGAGCAAGCUUCGGCCAUAAUGGAUCUUGUUGAAUCAAGAUGGCAAGAGCUAGUAGGAGAAAUGCCGCUAAAAAUCUGUUAUCCCGCUAUGGAAGGUCAUGAAUGGAGGAUUGUUACAGGAUGUGAUCCUAAAAACACUAGUUGGAGUUAUCAUAAUGGUGGAUCUUGGCCAGUUCUUCUAUGGCUCCUUACUGCAGCAGCUAUCAAGACUGGUAGACCCCAAAUAGCACGACGGGCCAUUGAACUAGCUGAAUCGCGAUUACUAAAAGAUAGCUGGCCGGAAUAUUAUGAUGGAAAGCUUGGUCGAUUUAUCGGAAAGCAGGCUCGUAAGUUCCAGACAUGGUCCAUUGCCGGUUACUUGGUAGCUAGAAUGAUGUUGGAAGAUCCAUCUCAUUUGGGUAUGAUAGCACUUGAAGAAGAUAAACAGAUGAAGCCUACCAUGAAAAGAUCUGCUUCUUGGACCUGUUAAUAUCCUUGUAUACAAUUUCUCUACCAAACAACAUGUUUUUUUUGUUUUUUUUUGGGAAUUCUUAAUCAUUCUCUUUUAGUUUGUCUCAAAAAUGUCGAAUUUUCGUUGAAUUGACCACGAGAUUGUACACAUUACUCUGUUUUCCCCCCCGGUUAAUCUGGUUUUUGUCUAAGGAUGUCCAUUGAAUGCCAAAGAUGUUUGAUGUUAGCUGAUC
Messenger RNA from Nicotiana tabacum (common tobacco), 1391 nucleotides. The record is from RefSeq and is a predicted model, not a curated record. Lineage: Eukaryota; Viridiplantae; Streptophyta; Magnoliopsida; Solanales; Solanaceae.